This is a messenger RNA of Chrysemys picta bellii (western painted turtle), 1870 nucleotides long. NCBI's taxonomy places the organism in Eukaryota, Metazoa, Chordata, Testudines, Emydidae. The record is from RefSeq and is a predicted model, not a curated record.
GCUCUGCAGCCUGCGCUUGAAGAAGCUCACGGUGCUGAGGGAGCUGGACAAGGAGCUGAGCUCGGUGCUCAUCGCUGUGAAGAUUCAGGGUUCAAAGCGAGUCCUGCGAUCCAAUGAAUACGUCCUUCCACCCGGGGGCCUGAUGGAGACUGACCUGGAACUGACUUUUUCUUUACAGUACCCGCAUUUCCUGAAGAGAGAUGGCAACAAGCUGCAGAUUAUGCUGCAGCGAAGGAAGAGGUACAAGAACCGCACAAUCCUGGGCUACAAGACUCUGGCGGUGGGAGUCAUUAACAUGGCGGAGGUGAUGCAGCACCCCACGGACGGAGGGCAGCUUCUGGGCCUCCACAGCAACAUGAAGGAUGUGAGCGUCCGAGUGGCUGAAAUCAGCAUCUACUCCCUGUCCAGCCAGCCCAUUGACCACGAAGAUGGCAGCGUCCCCUCCGGCCCCAAAAUCAAAGCCUCGGAUCGCUCUCCAGACAUGGAUAACUACUCGGAGGAGGACGACGACAGCUUCUCUUCAGAGCAGGAGGCCAGCGAUGAUGCUGUGCAAGGCCAGGAUCUGUACGACGAAGAGGAUGAAGUGAGGAAGCCGAAGAAAGCCCGGAGGAAAAUGAUCAGAACCACGUCCAUGAGCAGGCAACCGAACUUCAAGCAGAAAUUCGUUGCUUUGCUGAAGAGAUUUAAAGUGAUGGAUGAGGUUCUGGACUCCGACCCGGUGGGUCAGACCCGAGAAGUGGAGGAGGACCUGGGGCUGCUCUACGACAGCUUGGAGGAAUGCAACAACAGCGACAGCGGCCCCGAGCUGGAGGAUAACGAGAGUGUGCACAGCACCCCCAAGCCCACCCUGAGGCGUUUCUUUGAGGGCGUCUCUCACUCGGGUUCCCAGACUGAGAUCGGCAGUCUGCACGGCCAGAAAGGGCAGGAACAGGAGUCCGGCAGCCCUGGACAAGCAGAGAAGCGAAAGGCUGGAGCUCCGCGGGCCCUGGAGGAGGUGGGCGUGGAGGUGGUAACCGCGGUGCUGGAGGCGGAGGAGCCCUCCCCACGCCCUGGGGCGGCAGAGGCAGCCGGGCGGGAGAGCAGUGUUGACAGGCUGGCCCAGCUGGCCAGCGCCGGCAAGCCCGAGUCCCCAAACGCUGUGUCGCCCAGCAAAGCUGAGAGCAGACAGGUGUGGCGGCCCCGCAGCACCUCCAUGAAGGACCGGCAGAACUCGAGGGGGCAGAGCGACCGCGCCAGCAGCCUGGACAGCGAGAGCUCGCCGGACUCACGGCACAGCGCCCAGGUCCCCCGGAAAUCCGUCUAUGAUCAGCUGAACCAGAUCCUGAUCUCAGACGAGCAGCUUCCGGAGAGCAUCGUCCUGGUGAAUGUCGCCGAGUGGCAAGGGCAGUACCUGAGCGAGCAGCUCCAGGCGCACAGACAACCCGUCGUCUCCACCUGGUCCGUGGCCGACGUCCAGGCUGCCUUCAACACCAUUGUCGCCCGCAUCCAGAGAUACUGUAACUGCAACUCUCACAUGCCUCCCCCAGUCAAAGUGGCCGUGGCGGGGGACCAGAGCUAUCUGAGCAUCGUGCUGCGGUUCUUCGUGGAGCAGCUGGCCAGCAAGACCCCAGACUGGCUGAACUACCUCCGCUUCCUCGUGGUGCCACUGGGCUCACACCCGCUGGCCAAGUACCUGGCGUCUGUGGAUGGGAGGUACAGUGCCCUCUUCCUGGACACGGCGUGGAGGGAGCUGUUCAGCCGGGCCGAGCCCCCCAGCGCAGGUGAGCAGCAGGGGUGCCCGGGCAGUGCCAGCUCUGGGCUGUGCGGGCAGCUGGCGGUGCGCUCACCUCUCCCCUUUGUUACCAGAUUUGCCUGAUACUUCGGGGUUCGC